AAUUCCUGAGAGAUCAUCAUUUGCAAAACAACACAAUGUCUUCUAAUUGGAUUCACCUUCUGGGACUGCUGGCAGUGUUCCUUUUCGUAACCCUGGCAGCAGGAGAUCCAUUUCCCUUCGACGAGAGACGCCACAGAGGCUGGAACCCAAGGCCUGGAUCGAUGCCCCAGAUUCCCACCACCCCACCAUUCAAUCCUUACGGAUAAGGGAAAUGGUUUCAAUAUUUCCGAACAUACAAAGUGUCCCACAUAGAAAUAGUUUUUCUAUAUUAAGAACUCGGCUGACAAUCAUUUGGAGACCCACUCCACUUUUUGUUUUUUUGGUGUAAGGGCAAGAGAUGUCAAUUAAAUCUGAACAAUGCUUCAAUAAAAAUGUUUACAUCCCA
Messenger RNA from Drosophila elegans, 385 nucleotides. RefSeq lists its product as uncharacterized. Bases 36 to 206 code for a protein of 56 amino acids. The transcript is spliced from 2 exons. Lineage: Eukaryota; Metazoa; Arthropoda; Insecta; Diptera; Drosophilidae. The record is from RefSeq and is a predicted model, not a curated record.